Cladophialophora yegresii CBS 114405 is the source of this 513-nucleotide messenger RNA. RefSeq lists its product as uncharacterized. The coding region runs from base 1 to 513 and encodes 170 amino acids. Gene Ontology annotation, molecular function: carbon-sulfur lyase activity. The transcript has a single exon. The record is from RefSeq and is a predicted model, not a curated record. Lineage: Eukaryota; Fungi; Ascomycota; Eurotiomycetes; Chaetothyriales; Herpotrichiellaceae.
AUGGCCGCCUCAGACAGUUCAAAGCCAUUUAUCCCUCUGUCCGGGAGCGCCUCGGACGGCUACUCGAGAGAUGGCCGCGCGACAGCGACCUGCUUCUGCGGAGCCGUGCAGCUCGAAGUUCCAACUACGAAACCAGGCCUAGUCGAGACCUUCGUCUGCAAUUGCUUUGACUGCCGCAAGAUCACGGCAUCCAUGUUUGCGUCCAAUUUCGUGGUUGACGACCGCUACAUCACCUACAUCCGCGGCAGGGAGAACUUGACGGCAUUCGCCCAAUCGAAGACGAUCGCCACGGGGAACACAAUGACGAAUUACUUCUGCAAGACUUGUGGCACGCUCAUGAACCGUGUCAGUUCGGGAUAUCCUGGGAAGAGUGUGCUUCGGAUCGGUACCGUGGAUGACUUCAACUUGCACGAGACGGCAUUGAAGCCGAGAGUGGAGCAAUAUGCCAAAACCCGGGUGGAGUGGUUGACCGGUGGGCGUGGUCUUGAGCAGCACGAAGGCGCUUUUUUUUAA